Periconia digitata is the source of this 3612-nucleotide messenger RNA. The record is from the annotation of a GenBank genome assembly. NCBI's taxonomy places the organism in Eukaryota, Fungi, Ascomycota, Dothideomycetes, Pleosporales, Periconiaceae.
GUCCGCCAUCUAACACCCACUUCUCAUGAUAGCUCUGUCUACAUGGCUGGUUCGCGCAGAGCCCCAGAGUUAGAUCAGCGGAGAACAGAGGAACCGUCCAUUAGAGACCAAGGGGGAGAUCCGCGCACCCUUGAAUCGACGUCUGCUGCGUCACCGGCGCCACGCGCUGCGAGGGAGGAGUCGAAACGGAGAGUGCGCGAUUUGGAUAACCGUUCCUUCACAAAUCACGGUAGAGGUCGAUCACGCGAGAGAAGCCUUAGCAAAGAGCGAGCUCCCCCGCCCAGUCGCGAGCGUGCAAAAGAGUCCCCCCGAUUGUCCAAAAGAGUCCCCAGUGGGGACAGGGCCUCAACCUCGCACAGGCACCAUCACCAUCACCACACCCACCACCACCAUCACCGCCAGCGAGACUCGUCUCCUGCUUCCAAACGCCACCGCAGCCGUUCCCCAUCUCUCCACCGAGACUCGCACAAACGUAGCAGACGGCAUAGGACACCCAGUCCCGCACGCUCAAGGUCUCGCGCAUCUCGUGCCGAAUCUGCCGCCCGCCCAUCAGAGAAAGUCUCUCCAUCACAACCCCUGCGCUCCAACCGUGAUCGAACCGCACGCCGCUCCACCCCCACCUCGCACCAUCCUGCUUCAUCAUCACGUCGACGGUCGCCAUCACUCGAUUCGCAUUACACUCACGUAUCGCGUCGUGACCGAAGGCGAUCUCCCACGCCAGAAGGGAAAUCAUACCGAGAUUCAUCCACAAAACGACACCACAAGCGACACCGCUUUCCAUCCGAGGAAGCGAAGGACAGGAAUCGAAGGCAUAGUCCGCCUAGGAGGAGAGAUCGCAGUCAUAGCCGCCCGCGUACUGCCCGGCAGCCCCGAUCUCGCUCGCCAAAGCGCAGUAGGCGUUCUCGAAGUCCCGACCGAAAACAAUCCCCUCGGUCCUCGGGGCGCGAAAGGGAGUCAUCAUACACAUCUCAAUAUUCUAAACAGGAUAAGAACCUUACGGUCGCCCAUUCUGGACGUACGAGUGGGGCGACCUCGAGAAGAAGUUCCCCCCUUCCCAGAUCGGGGCACAACUCUGAUACCGAUCGGGAUAAAACUGGAGAUAGCAAAAUGAGAGGUGCUUAUUCCUACCAAGGUCGUGGCGGUCAUCACUCCCACUCCCCACAGUAUCCUUCCCAAGGGCAUUCACCUUAUCAAGGUGGAAGAGGCUGGAGCGGCCACCAAUCACAUAACAACCAAGGAUCUCCUCCACAUGGUUAUUCACCCAACCAUUCUCCGUAUCACCAGGGCUAUUCACCUGGUCAACAACAAAGUCACCAUGCCGGACAGCGAGGUAACUUCCGCAGCAGUCAAUAUGGCGGAUCAGAGAGGCGGCCGUCCGGUCCUGCUUUCACACCUGUAGCAGGUAGGGGCCGUGGAGCCCAACCCACACAAUUUUCGAAUCUUUCCUGGACACCUGCAGCCGGUACACGAGGAGGCAGACCAGCCACAGAAGCCCCACGCCACUCAACGAGCACUACCGCACCGGCGACAUCCAGUACUCAAGCUACAGCUGACGUUGCCGUGGAUGCUGAUGAAAAUCCUUUCCGGCCAUCAAAAGAUCUGCGCGUGGAAGAUGAAAGCGCUAAAGAAGAAAAGAAGAUGCCACCCCCUGAUAAACCAGCUGCAACUCAGCCGGCGGCCAAGUCUGGACCUUUUGGCUUCUCCUUGAAAACCAAGAAUCCUGUUCCAGCCGCUGCGAGCAAGGCAAAAGCGGCGUUAGACGAGCGUGAGCAACCCAGGCAGCCUGAAAGUGAGCGCGAAUCUUUGCUCGAACCAAAAGCAAAAGAUGAACCAGUACGCGACUCAUCAAUAUAUCCUCAAGAGCCCCGGCAUGACAGGGAUUAUCGAGAAUCCAAUCGGGAGCGCGAGCGUGGUCGUGAAUAUCACGGGCGAGAUCGACGCGACGAGUACUAUGAUGAGCGGCCUUAUGAUCGAGGGCCGCCCUAUAGGGAUCCUCAUUACAGCCGCGAUCGAAACCCUCGUGACCACCGUGCAGGAGAGUUUCGAGAGCGCGAUCCAUGGGAGAGGCAUAGAGAUCCUAGGGAUAGAGAUCCCCGUGAUAGAGAUCCUCACAGUAGAGAUCCUCACAGUAGAGAUCCUCACAGUAGAGAUCCUCGCCAUUUACGAGACCCUCGUGACCGCGGUUACUACGAUGACAGAGAAUACAGAGAUCCUAGGGACAUGCCGAACCCCCGAGAUAUACGCGGACCUCGAGACCGUAAUCCACACGACUACAACGCCCCUCGCCAUCCACGCGAGUACCGAAACCCUCGUGGUAUGAGGGAUAUGGGAGAACGAGAACGAGACGACGUGAUGAUGCCGCGCCGUGGCGAGCCACUCCCUGACACCCGACCCAAUCAUCGCAAAGAGCGUCGCGAACCUUUCCAUCCACACCCGCAACCGAUCACAAAGACGAUCAAGAAGAGACGGCCGAAAGAGCGUCCAGUUUUGAGCGCAGAAUUUGCGGCUUCUGAAUCAGUCUACUACCGAAAACCUGGCAAUGAAUCAGUCGUAGGCUCCGGCACAUAUGGAAAAGUCUUCAAGGGAAUCCACGUAUAUACCAAAGACAUGGUGGCUCUGAAAAAGAUCAGAAUGGAGGGGGAACGCGACGGUUUUCCAGUCACGGCAAUCAGGGAAAUCAAGCUGCUCCAGUCGUUGAAUCACGAUAGCAUUGUCAAGCUGCAAGAGGUCAUGGUAGAAAAGAACGACUGCUUCAUGGUUUUCGAAUACCUGUCCCACGACCUCACGGGUUUGUUGAAUCACCCGACGUUCCGCCUUGAGCAAGGCCACAAAAAGGACCUAGCCAAGCAGCUUUUUGAAGGGCUCGACUACCUUCAUAAGCGUAGUGUACUACACCGAGAUAUCAAAGCUGCCAACAUACUAGUGAGCAAUACUGGGCAAUUGAAACUCGCGGAUUUUGGUCUCGCCCGAUUUUACGCCAAGAGGGCCAAGCUCGAUUACACAAACCGAGUUAUUACGAUCUGGUAUCGCUCACCGGAACUGUUGCUGGGUGAGACACAAUACGGUCCCGCGGUUGACAUUUGGUCAGCGGCAUGCGUGCUUGUCGAGAUCUUCACCAAGCACGCCAUCUUCCCGGGAGACGGCGGUGAAAUCAAUCAGCUCGACAAGAUCUACAACAUCCUCGGGACCCCGACCGUUCAAGAUUGGCCCAAUAUUGUCGAGAUGCAAUGGUUUGAGCUUCUCCGACCAACGGAGCGCCGACAGUCGACUUUUGCGGAGAAAUACAAGGAGCGCGUUACGCCGGCUGCAUUUGAGCUCCUCUCAGCCAUGUUUCUCUACGACCCUGCUGCUCGACCGAGCGCAUCAGACGUACUCGAACAUCCUUACUUCACGACGGAAGAGCCGAAAGCAGUGCGCGCCGAGGCCCUCAAGGAGCUGGAGGGCGACUGGCACGAAUUCGAAAGCAAGGCGCUACGGAAGGAAAAGGAGAAACAGGACAAGGAAGCAAGGAGAGCCGCGCGGGAGGGUGAGAAGAGGAGAGCGGAUCCACCUUCCAACGGCGAAGAACGAGAGCCAAAGCGAGUGAGGAGCGGAGAUGACAUUGUUCCUUGA